AUGAGGUCGUCUAUGCUGGUCCUGUUGCUUUUCUUCAGUGCUCACGCUGUGGCCUCCGUCGGGGAGGACUCGGGCGCCGCCGCCUCCGACGCACAGCGGCGAGACUCGGGUGCCACCGCCGCCGCCCCUCGGGUGGACCCCAAACUCUUCGGCCGGCGGCGCAGGCUCUCUCCCAGGGUGCUGUUCAGCGCCCGGACGCCCGACACUGAGCCGGCAUCGCGCGGCGAGCGCAGGAGUCGGCGGCGAGCGGGGCAGCCCCAGCACCGGGGCGUGUACUCGGUGUGCGAGAGCAUCAGCGUGUGGGUGGGCAACAAGACCAAGGCCACCGACAUUUCGGGCAACGAGGUGACGGUGCUGCCGGACGUCAACAUCAACAACGUCAACAAGAAGCAGUACUUCUUCGAGACUACGUGUCACAGCUCACACGCGGGCAACUCGGGCUGCCUGGGCAUCGACACUCGACACUGGAACUCGCGCUGCACCAACUCGCACACGUUUGUGCGGGCGUUGACGUCCUUUAAGAACCUGGUGGCCUGGAGGCUCAUACGCAUCAACGUGGCCUGCGUGUGCGUGCUCAGCCGCAAGUCGUGGCGGCAGUGA
This is a messenger RNA of Phycodurus eques (leafy seadragon), 600 nucleotides long. It is a transcript of the gene ngfb, whose product is annotated as nerve growth factor b (beta polypeptide). The coding region runs from base 1 to 600 and encodes 199 amino acids. Gene Ontology annotation, biological process: positive regulation of collateral sprouting; negative regulation of neuron apoptotic process; regulation of neuron differentiation. The transcript has a single exon. Gene Ontology annotation, molecular function: nerve growth factor receptor binding; growth factor activity. The record is from RefSeq and is a predicted model, not a curated record. NCBI's taxonomy places the organism in Eukaryota, Metazoa, Chordata, Actinopteri, Syngnathiformes, Syngnathidae.